AUGUGGAGAUGGACAGUGCUUAAGCGUGCGUCUGCGUGCUGGAUUCUGUGUCUGCUGCUGGCCGUUCUUUUGAGCAAUCCUGUGCCAGUUGUUUGCUGGAACAACAGCACGUUGCGAAGACCCAGAACAGACAACUCCACGGUUCCCGUCACUCUCACCGUCGGCGGUAGGCACGUGCGUAGUUACAGCCAUCUCCAAGGAAACGUGCGCAGGCGGAAACUCUUCUCGUUCCAAAAGUUUUUCCUCAGGAUAGAUCAAACCGGGAAGGUUAACGGAACCAAGAACAAAGAUGACCCCUACAGUAUUAUGGAAGUCACAUCAGUGGAUGUGGGUGUUGUAGCAGUCAGAGGACUCCACAGUGCCCGUUACCUCGCCAUCAGCAAGAAGGGAGAACUGUAUGGGGCAAGAAAUUAUGGGAUUAACUGUCGACUGAAAGAGCGAAUUGAGGAGAAUGGCUAUAACACUUACGCAUCUGCUGAGUGGAGAUACAGAAAGAAACAGAUGUUUGUGGGUCUCAGUCCAAAUGGAAAACCUCUCCGAGGAAAGAAAACACGGAGGAAGAAUAUGGCUACACACUUCCUCCCCGUCCUGCCCUGA
Chanos chanos (milkfish) is the source of this 597-nucleotide messenger RNA. RefSeq names its product fibroblast growth factor 10b (gene fgf10b). Lineage: Eukaryota; Metazoa; Chordata; Actinopteri; Gonorynchiformes; Chanidae. The transcript is spliced from 3 exons. The record is from RefSeq and is a predicted model, not a curated record. Gene Ontology annotation, molecular function: growth factor activity. The coding region runs from base 1 to 597 and encodes 198 amino acids.